UUCCUCGCUGGCUACCUCCGAUCGCAGAAACGAGAUCGAUCAGCUGCCACCGCUAGCAAACAGUGCCGAUCGAGCGGGACAGCAACCGGAGCUCUCCUCCGUCGCGUUCAAUUCGCGCGCAGACGCCGCAACGGCCAUUAUUCAUUGGCAGCCGGCCGGCCGGGAGCGCGCGCGAGGUAGCAGCUACCCCCAAACCAAACUCCCACCACGUACGUGUGCCAAAGGAGACUACCCCACCCUGAGUUCACUUCGUCCACCCAACCUGUCCUCGUCGCUCGCUCUCCUCUGAUCCGGCGCCCGCCCCACGAGCGAGAGCCUGCUGCUUAUAUACCAGCCCACGCAGGCGCGCACAGGCACAGCCCCAACGCACCGAUCCCCCCAGCGGCCAAGGGUAGUUCGCUGUCGUCGUCGGGGCACGAGAGAGAGAGAGAGCCAGGCAAGCAUCGUCGAUCUUCUACUUCCUGAUCGCGGCGACGCGAUGGCCGGCGGGGAGAGCAAGCUGGUGAGCCCGCUGCUGCGGGGCCCGGCGGCGGGGAGCCGCGGGGGGGAGGAGGCGAGCGGGCAGCUGGAGGGCAUCCUCGGCGACGCGGCGCUGCCGUGGCGGCGGCGGAUGGCCGCGGCGACGGUGGUGGAGAUGCGCCUGCUGGUGCGCCUGGCGGCGCCCGCCGUGCUCGUCUACAUGAUCAACUACCUCAUGUCCAUGUCCACGCAGAUCUUCUCGGGCCACCUCGGCACGCUCGAGCUCGCCGCCGCCUCCCUCGGCAACACCGGCAUCCAGGUCUUCGCCUACGGCCUCAUGCUGGGGAUGGGGAGCGCGGUGGAGACGCUGUGCGGGCAGGCGUACGGCGCGCACAAGUACGACAUGCUGGGCGUGUACCUGCAGCGCUCCACGGUGCUGCUCAUGGCCACGGGGGUGCCGCUCGCCGCCCUCUACGCCUUCUCCCGCCCGAUCCUCGUCCUCCUCGGCGAGUCCCCGGACAUCGCCGCCGCCGCCGCCGUCUUCGUCUACGGCCUCAUCCCGCAGAUCUUCGCCUACGCCGCCAACUUCCCCAUCCAGAAGUUCAUGCAGGCGCAGAGCAUCAUGGCGCCCAGCGCCUACAUCUCCGCCGCCACGCUCGCCGCCCACCUCGUCCUCAGCUACCUCGUCGUCUACCGCCUCGGACUGGGCCUCCUCGGGGCCUCGCUCACGCUCAGCCUCAGCUGGUGGGUCAUCGUCGCCGCCCAGUUCGUCUACAUCGCCACCAGCCGGCGAUGCAGGCUCACCUGGACGGGGUUCUCCUGGCAGGCCUUCUCCGGCCUCCCCAGCUUCUUCAAGCUCUCCAUCGCCUCCGCCGUCAUGCUCUGCCUCGAGACCUGGUACUUCCAGAUACUCGUGCUCAUCGCCGGCCUCCUCAAGGACCCUGAGCUUGCACUGGCCUCACUCUCUGUCUGCAUGACGAUUUCAGGGUGGGUCUUCAUGAUCUCGGUUGGGUUCAAUGCAGCUGCCAGUGUCCGGGUGAGCAAUGAGCUCGGCGCCGGCAACCCCAAGUCGGCGGCGUUCUCCGUCGUGGUGGUGACGGUGCUGUCCUUCAUCCUGUCGGUGCUCAUCUCGGUGGUCAUCCUCCUGUGCCGGGACUACAUCAGCUACAUCUUCACCGAGGGCGAGGACGUGUCGCAGGCCGUGUCCCAGCUGACGCCGCUGCUGGCGCUCACCCUCAUCCUCAACGGCAUCCAGCCCGUCCUCUCCGGGGUGGCCGUGGGCUGCGGAUGGCAAGCGUUCGUCGCGUACGUCAAUGUCGGCUGCUACUACAUUGUCGGCAUCCCCCUCGGGUGCCUCCUCGGGUUCUACUUCGACCUCGGAGCGGCGGGUAUUUGGAGCGGCAUGAUCGGGGGCACACUGAUGCAGACCUUGAUCCUGGUGUGGGUGACAUUCAGGACCAACUGGGAGAAAGAGGUGGAAGAAGCGCAGAAAAGAUUGAACAAGUGGGAAGAUAAAACUCCUCAAUUGUUGGAGUAAGAGUGGAAUGAAAUCUUCCUCAUCUAUUGCCACCCGAAGAAUGGGACUUGGAUGGGGUCCUCUACUAUUGGGCCAGCAGUUGAAGCCGGGAUAAGAACUGUACGGUUGCGCCGUUGAUCUGCUCAGCAAAGAAGGAAUUUUGAUGUGCCUCCAGGCGUCGAGGACCUUGUGGCCAGCGAUUCUCCUGCGUCGAAUGCUUAAUGGAAGUAGUUGUUCCGUUCGAGAAUGUUGUUCCCAUCUGUUGUUCAGCGAUAUGAUUGUGUACGAACCACUGAACCAGUAUUAAUUAAUUUUGUUGUCGAGCUUUGUAUGCGA
Messenger RNA from Panicum virgatum (switchgrass), 2311 nucleotides. RefSeq names its product protein DETOXIFICATION 40-like. Lineage: Eukaryota; Viridiplantae; Streptophyta; Magnoliopsida; Poales; Poaceae. Gene Ontology annotation, cellular component: membrane. The record is from RefSeq and is a predicted model, not a curated record. The transcript is spliced from 7 exons. Gene Ontology annotation, biological process: xenobiotic detoxification by transmembrane export across the plasma membrane. The coding region runs from base 479 to 1996 and encodes 505 amino acids. Gene Ontology annotation, molecular function: xenobiotic transmembrane transporter activity; antiporter activity.